CAACGAAUACCUCAUACACUCGCUUUUCCCUGUUUCACACGGCAUUUGUCCGUGAGAAGACGAUUCAGACACCCGACGUCAGCUCACAUCAUCUUGCCUUGUCGCCUUGCAACCCCUCCACAACCUUAUUUGACAGGUCGCGCAUUGGUAGACGACCUCAGUCUUCAUCUAUCUUCUUCUCGCCUUGUGGACGCUCACCUAGACGUGAUUUGGGGAAUAUAUCUUAGAAGCGAGAAAGGUUAAUACCUGUGCCUAUUUAAGAACUUUCCGAGCCAGCAUCUUCCCUCGAUAUUACUCCCAGAUAAUAAACUGCAGCUUUUCGGACUACGAAGGCGCUCUCGUCCAGCGCGUGCUCCUUGACCUUCCUACCCCAACCAACUCACUGUUGCGCAAUCCUCAUCUUAUCGCCCCCUCCACUUUCAUCCCAAGAAAAUAUACUCUCUACGCUUUCGUCUCAGCUUAAGCCUAUUACAGCUGAUUUUCGGUAAUUUCCUUGACGCGGGCUGCUCACGGUUGUACCCUAUAGAGCUUCCCCAGAUUGGGGGUUGACGCACAUCAGUGGAAGACCCGCCCGUCACAAACACAUGCGAGCACCUCCUCCUGCUUUAAAUCCAGGGGUUUAUUACCUAGACCUUGGAUAAACGUCAUUUCACCUACAUUUCAAAAACAAUUCGACGAUCUGAAAUAGCUUCGGCCACAUUGUCCUGAAGCGUCGCCCUCAAGAACUCUCCAAGAAACCCCGUCAAAAUUCCGCUAUCCUCCUUUUACCAUUUACAGACACAUUAAUAAAUAUGGCUGGCUCGACUAAAAAUGGCCAGCCAGUACGAUCAGCCAGCGCUGCUUUUGCAAACACACCAGGAAACAGUGCAUCUUUAUUGUUAGAGAAAUGUCGACCUGGUAUUCGCCGCUCGACACCUGAUUCGGAUGCCCUUGCUUCAUCUGAUGAUGAGGGCGAUCAUCAUCAUCCCGCUCAACACCAGCCGACACCUUUGGCAAACCAACGUCGCCGUACAUCCUGGCUCAACGAAGUGCCCAGCACCCUAAUGAGAAAGGCCUCACUCCCCGUCACCAGCUCAUUUUCGCCCGUCAGUUCCAAUCCCACAACACCUGCAGCGGAUCAAUCGUCGUGGGGUACCGCUACGAGUCCCGGGGUCACCACAGCAGUGAAUUGGGGAAAUACAUCUGGCAACGGAUCUUUCCCAUGGGGUACAGGGAUCUGGAACACCGAAAAUCGAAAGGAACCACCAUCUCGCAUGGCCGAGGUUCUCCAGUCCCCAACGAGCUCUAACCCUCCAAAUUUGAUCAGUACUUCCGGAGAAGAUCAAAGCGGGACUACAGCAUAUCAGGCGUCUGUGGAGCCACCGAUUCCAUUUGCCAUUCCACUUCACCCAACGCCUAAGACAUACCGCUCUCAGUCAUACUCAGUUGGACAGUUGGACCCAGAAUCCAGUGGCAUUCCCCCUUCCCUCACAACUUCCAACAAGCCCACCCCACACAUCAGUCGCAAUAGACCUGCUGCACAGUACUCCUCAGUCCAACGUCGUUCUUCUCGACCUAGCUUGUUGGAAUUAGGACAUGACCCUGCUACCCUAGGACGUGUUCGCGAAGACGAUGACGACAUUAGUCCUAGUGGCAUAGAACCCAGCAACAAUAACUGGGCAUCGAACCAGGCACGCACCAUCGAACAGCUCACUUUGGAGAACGCAAUGUUGCGUCAGGCUGCGUCAGGCCAAACGGAGAGCACCAACAGAUUCCGCGAUCGUACCAUCUCAUCGACAUCUGCCAACAACGGCUAUUCCAUGGCUCAAACCCACAAGCUUCACCCAAUCCAAGGUAGUGUUCCAGAAGAAUCUGAUCUAGCCGUAGAAGAUUUGGAAGAUGUGGGUGGUUUUGCAGGCUACAACUCCCGCAAUAAUGCCCGCAGGCGUUUCAGCGAGCAUUCAACAAACUUGGAAAAGCAAUUUCCUACCUUUGCGUCAUUGGAGAACCGCACCUUGGAAAACAUCAAACGAGCUCAGUGGCAGAGCUCACUUGGUUUUGGCAGUAUUGCUGACGUACCUCAGAGUCGCCGCCAUUCUUUCGCCGAUACUUUGACCCGACAUCCAUCGUCUUCCUUCCCUUCGUCAAGCGAGACUCGAGCAUCGGCUGGUUCGACGUCCUCCCUUUUAACCCGCGAUGAAGGGAGUUUUACUGAAAAUGGUCUAAAUACCUCAUCCACCGAAAUUGCUCCAUAUAUCUCUGGACAAGACACUAUCCCAACUUCUGGAAUUCCAACCUCUCUUCACCAAGCUUAUGUCAUGCCAAAUGCUUUUGGACGCCAGCAUGCUGCCUUUGGCCAGCCCCAUCAAAACCAGCAGUUAUUCAUUGUUACUUUCAAGUGCUACCGUGCAGAUGUCUUCUAUAUCCAAGAGGGCACUGGCUUAGAAGUAAAGACUGGUGACCUCGUAAUUGUUGAAGCUGACCGCGGUACUGAUUUGGGUACUGUUGCCCAUGCAAAUAUCAGCUGGGCAAGAGCCAAAGAACUGAAGGAUCACUAUGCCGAGGAGCAUUACAAAUGGUUGAUGCUGUUCUCGCGUCAGAAUCAAGGCAACGGCACUGGGCAUAACAAUCCUGGAGCUCCUCCAUCUCUAGGCGGUGCACUAGGCAGUGCUGUCGGUGGCAUGGGCCCUCAGUCCCAACAUACAUCUCAAGAACCUCAAGCUGCCGAGAUAAAACCUAAGCUGAUCAAGAGAUUGGCUCAAAGCCAUGAGAUCCAGACCCUUCGUGAUAAAGAAGGAAAUGAGGCCAAGGCCAAACGUGUGUGUCAGCAGAAGGUUGCUGAGCAUCGUCUCAACAUGGAAAUUCUCGAUGCUGAGUUCCAAAUGUGAGUUACUUCCCCGUGUCUUAUCACGAUAAAUAUAUGCUGAUUGAUACAACUACAGGGACUGGAAGAAGCUUACAUUUUACUAUUUUGCCGAUUCCUAUAUCAAUUUUAAUUCUCUGGUUACAGACCUAUUCAAAAUUUACAAGACGCGUAUCUGGAUGUCUGCUAUCAAUCCUGCCUCCUUUGUGACUCCAUCCACUGGACUACCACCUCCACCUGGCCCUGGGAUGAUGGGAUAUGGGCAGGAUUCCCACACUGAUCGACGCCGGCAGCAUGAAUUUGGACAAUACAGCGGCCUUAACCAAGGAAUUUCUUCUCCAUAUACUGACCCUACCCGUGACCAUAUGCAACCUAUGCAACCAGGGAUGCGUCCCCCUUACCUCGACCCAUACCAUACAUUCGGAGUUGCUAGACAACCUGACGCUGGAUUUGGAGCUGGAAUUCAACCUCAAACCGACCCAUUUUCUUCAUACCAACAGCCGCACUACACUAUGAUGGACCCUAAUGCCCCUGACUUUAGCCGAACUAACGGUCAUGGGGCCGGCAAUAGACCCCAGAACGGCCAGAAUGGCCAAAGCGAUUGGACGAACCAAUUCAAUGGCCUAUCGCUUAAUUCUUAAUGAUAUAUUUACUUCAGGCAUGGGCAUCAACUUAGCCCUGUUCAUGGAUACAUUCGAACAAUCCAUUCCGCAUCGACCUUUCGCUCGUUAACUCCGCUACGGCGAUAACAUGAUACCAGAUUCCGCCCGUCUCGGACUAUGGAAUACCCAACGGAACAUCGUUUUUAGAAUUAAUAAUUUGCAACGGCGUUAUCGGAGAUUGUGAAUACGUAUUGUUACUUUCUCCGAGAUUCAGCAGCCCUUUCCUUGGAAAUACCGUCUAGAGUCUUGAAGGUUAUGAGUAACGGCUCACCCACUCACAUACACCUUCCCGGGUCCCGUAUACUUCAGGAGCCAUUUGGACAUGGUUCAACCUGCUCUUUUUCCUGUUUACAAUCGAAUACCUUCGUUUCUUUACGUAAAUUCUUGCAUUAAGCUGCCAGCACAACGAAACUUUACGACAACCAAGUUUAAGAGAAGGACAUACUCAUGCAAAAAAUAAGAAGAAAAAAAAAAAGGAUACAAAAAGAAAGGAAAGGUGUUACGAUACAUACAGUCGUUAUGGGACUUUGUUGUUACUGCUUUUAGUUCCUGUUCUUGCUAUUAUGGUACAAUUUGUUUCUGUCACCGGUUGGUCAUUGUUUAGUUUCUUGUUAAAAUAUUUUUAACCCCUUUCUCUUCCUCUAACUUCGUCCUCCCUGUUCCCUUUCAUAGUCUUUUCUCAAUUUGAUCUUCUUUUUCUUCCUGUUCAAUAGUAACACCUCUUUCUUUCUUUUAUUCUUUUGCACCACCGGUUUUCAUCUGAUAAUUUUUUUUGUUUUGCAAAAGUUC
This is a messenger RNA of Trichophyton rubrum CBS 118892, 4293 nucleotides long. RefSeq lists its product as uncharacterized. The transcript is spliced from 4 exons. Bases 792 to 2867 code for a protein of 691 amino acids. The record is from RefSeq and is a predicted model, not a curated record. Gene Ontology annotation, cellular component: cytoplasm. Lineage: Eukaryota; Fungi; Ascomycota; Eurotiomycetes; Onygenales; Arthrodermataceae.